Messenger RNA from Osmerus eperlanus (European smelt), 844 nucleotides. RefSeq names its product alpha-2-macroglobulin-like. Gene Ontology annotation, molecular function: endopeptidase inhibitor activity. Lineage: Eukaryota; Metazoa; Chordata; Actinopteri; Osmeriformes; Osmeridae. The record is from RefSeq and is a predicted model, not a curated record. Bases 104 to 844 code for a protein of 246 amino acids. The transcript has 7 exons.
CUAUUAGUAAUUACCGGUCGAAGAACAUUUUCUGACCUAUCAUUUUCUUCUUUGUAGCCGUCAUACACGGACCCUACCGUAGGCUUCCGUCUUGGAACCAAAAAUGCUGUUCUUCGCUUUAGUAAUGGCUUAUGCGCUUUUGCAAACUGCGACGUUGCGCAUGUUCGAUGAAUCCCUAGAUAAGUUGCCGAUGAGCUCCCAGGUGGUGGGUGGGAGCAUGGAGACCCUGUGUGUCCGUGUUCACAGGCCCACGGAGCCACUUUCACUCGUGGUGACACUUAAACUGGAGCAGGGACAGUUAUCCAUGCUGCUGAACACCAGAGUCAACAAGGGCCUUUAUAACUGUCUCCCAUUCGAGGUGCCCUCUGUGAUGCUUGAGACUGUGGCCAUCCUCGGUGUCCCUCUGACUGGAUAUAAGGACUCAAUGAGCAAGGAGACAAAGAUCCUCAUUACACCCUCUAACAUCAUCACCAUCAUUCAGACGGACAAGCCCAUCUACAAACCUGGCCAGAAGGUUCAGUUCCGAGUCGUCUCUCUCACUUCCAGUUUUGGGAUGUACAACCAGAAGUAUCAAACUGUGGAGAUUCAGGAUCCCAACUCCAACUGCAUCGCUCAGUGGCUGGACCUUUCAACGGUCAGUGGCAUGCUGGACCUCUCCCAUCCCACCACAGCAGAGGCCCCUCUGGGCCGAUACAUCAUCACGGUCUGGAACGAGAAGGGCGCGCAGACCUCCACUGGCUUCAACCUCAAAGAAUAUGGUCUGCCCAAGUUCGAGGUUACGGUAUCUCUGCACAAUGUCACCAUCCUGGACACUGAGGUCACACUGAGGGUGUGCGGAAAGUAA